Messenger RNA from Morone saxatilis (striped sea-bass), 936 nucleotides. It is a transcript of the gene fcf1, whose product is annotated as FCF1 rRNA-processing protein. Lineage: Eukaryota; Metazoa; Chordata; Actinopteri; Moronidae. Gene Ontology annotation, cellular component: small-subunit processome; nucleolus. Bases 131 to 724 code for a protein of 197 amino acids. The transcript has 8 exons. The record is from RefSeq and is a predicted model, not a curated record.
AACACAGCCUGUACCUUCGUCUGUUAGCUUAGCAACCGGAAAAUGCGCAGGAGAAGGGGUCGAUUUUUGAUUACGUCACUGUGGAUACACGAGGGGAAGGCGAGCUAAUGAGACCCGUGCUCUUUACAACAUGGGGAAGCAGAAAACAAAGAAGUUUGCUGCAAUGAAGAGAAUGAUUAAUCUGAAAGAUCAAAGAAUAAAAGAGAAAGACCGUGCUAAAGCAAAGGAGAAAAAGAAGAAGGACCCCUCGGAGCUUAAGGAGAGAGAAGUGCUGAAACACCCAUCAUGCCUGUUCUUCCAGUACAACACUCAGCUUGGACCACCAUACCACAUUCUAGUCGACACCAAUUUCAUCAACUUCUCCAUCAAGGCCAAACUGGACAUUGUUCAGUCUAUGAUGGAUUGCCUGUAUGCAAAAUGUGUCCCACAGAUCACAGACUGUGUCAUGGCUGAGAUUGAAAAGCUUGGAAUGAAGUACAGAGUCGCACUCAGGAUAGCCAAGGAUCCGAGGUUUGAGCGCCUGCCGUGCACACACAAGGGAACAUAUGCCGAUGACUGUUUAGUCCAAAGGGUAACACAGCACAAGUGUUACAUUCUGGCUACAGUGGACAGAGAUCUAAAGAGAAGGGUCAGGAAGAUCCCUGGGGUGCCCAUCAUGUACAUCUCAAACCACAGGUACAAUAUUGAACGGAUGCCUGAUGACUACGGUGCUCCAAGAUUUUAAUAUCUCUCCAACUGAGCUAGACCUGUAAAUAGACUGAAGUUUCCUGUUUAAGAUUGUUUUUCCUUUUAUACAUAUUAGAAAUAUUGUGAGGGGUUUAAUGUUUGGUUUGGUAAAGAUGGGAUGUGUUUGAUGAAACUGCAAAUUACUUUAAGUUUUGUUCUUCUAAAACAUUGUGUUACAAUAAUAAAUGAAUUGUUGCAUUGCACAUCGUC